Messenger RNA from Pogoniulus pusillus (Red-fronted tinkerbird), 2592 nucleotides. RefSeq names its product kelch like family member 6 (gene KLHL6). Gene Ontology annotation, biological process: B cell receptor signaling pathway; germinal center formation. NCBI's taxonomy places the organism in Eukaryota, Metazoa, Chordata, Aves, Piciformes, Lybiidae. Bases 21 to 1853 code for a protein of 610 amino acids. The record is from RefSeq and is a predicted model, not a curated record. The transcript is spliced from 7 exons. Gene Ontology annotation, molecular function: protein binding.
GAGAGGGUGCUGCACAGAAAAUGGGGGACACACUGGAGAAGAGCUCUGAGGAGCUGGAGAGCUCUCUGGACAAUGAGUGCUCAGUGAAAAUGGAGGACCUGGUGGAAGUCUCGAGUGGCGAAAAGGUCAAGUUUGAUGACACAGGUCUCUCCCUGGUGCUCCAGAACGGCCUGGAGAACCUGCGGCUUGAAAACUCCCUUACAGAUGUCAUCCUGUGCGUGGACAGCAGGGAAUUCUCCUGUCACCGAGUGGUCCUUGCUGCAGCCAGCAAUUAUUUCAGGGCCAUGUUCUGCAAUGAUUUAAGAGAGAAAUAUGAAGAGAAGAUCAUACUUAAAGGAGUUGAUGCGGAAACCAUGAAUAUACUCUUGGACUACACCUACACCAGCAAGAUGCUCAUCACAAAGCAAAACGUACAGAAAGUCUUGGAAGCUGCCAGCCUCUUCCAGUUCCUGCGCAUGGUGGAUGCUUGUGCCAGCUUUCUCACCGAAGCCCUCCAGCCGGAGAACUGCGUGGGCAUCCUGAGGCUGGCUGAUGCCCACUCCCUGCACAGCCUGAAACAACAGGUGCAGAACUACCUCAUUCAGAACUUCACCCAGGUCCUGAACCACGAGGAGUUCCUGGAGCUGCCGGCUGACGUUCUCUGCAGCACGCUGAAGAGCGAUGACCUCUACGUCACGGAAGAGGCGCAGGUGUUCGAAACCGUCAUGAGUUGGGUCCGGUACAAGGAGCCGGAGAGGCUUCCGCUCCUGCCCGACGUGCUGCAGAACGUGCGCCUGCCCCUCCUGGACCCCUGGUACUUCGUAGAGACUGUUGAAGCCGAUCGACUCAUUAGACAGUGCCCAGAGGUCUUCCCUUUGCUUCAGGAAGCCAGGAUGUACCACCUGUCGGGCAAUGAGAUUAUCACAGAAAGAACCAAGCCCAGGAUGCACGAGUUCCAGUCUGAGGUGUUUAUGAUCAUAGGGGGCUGUACAAAAGAUGAGAAGUUUGUAGCAGAAGUGACUUGCCUGGAUCCUUUGAGGCGAAGCCGCCUGGAAGUGGCAAAAUUACCAAUCACAGAGCAGGAGACGGAGAAUGAGAAUAAAAAAUGGGUGGAGUUUGCAUGCAUUACGCUAAAAAAUGAAGUCUACAUAUCGGGUGGCAAAGAAACGAAGCAUGAUGUCUGGAAAUACAACGCCUCCAUCAACAAAUGGAUACAAAUUGAGUACCUAAAUAUUGGGCGAUGGAGGCAUAAAAUGGCUGUGCUGGGUGGCAAAGUCUAUGUCAUUGGUGGGUUCGAUGGCAUGCAGAGAAUCAACAGCAUGGAAGCAUAUGAUCCUUUUCAUAACUGCUGGUCAGAGGCUGCUCCCCUCGUGGUCAAUGUAAGCUCCUUUGCAGCAGCCAGCUACAAGAAGAAACUCUAUGUGAUUGGAGGAGGACCCAACGGGAAGCUGGCGACAGACAAGACUCAGUGCUAUGACCCUGCGACCAACACGUGGAGCCUGAAAGCUUCCAUGCCAGUAGAAGCCAAAUGCAUCAAUGCUGCAAGUUUCCGUGAUCACAUUUAUGUUGUGGGUGGGGCAAUGAAAGCACUCUACUCCUACAGCCCCCAGGAGGACACAUGGUGCCUGGUGACUCAGUUUACCCAUGAGAGAGCCAGUUGUGGGAUUUCUCCUUGCAACAACAAGUUGUUCAUCACCGGGGGCCGAGAUGAAAAGAACGAGGUCAUUGCGACUGUGCUGUGCUGGGACCCUGAAACUCAGAAGCUGACAGAAGAGUGUGUCCUGCCUCGGGGGGUGUCUCAUCAUGGGAGCGUUACCCUCAGGAAGUCUUACACGCACAUCCGAAGGAUUGUGCCGGGGGCAGUUUCUGUCUGACCUCAGGAGAACCGCAAAGGAACCCAACACCUCUGUGCCCAGUGGCACAGACCGCAGCGGUGAUGUUUGUUAGCUGCAGGUAGCAAUGGGUGGAAAUAGCACGGCUGAGGUCCUCCGGGGCAUAUCUGUAUAUAUGCUCAGCUCUUGCAUUUCCUCUGUACAGUAUACCCUUAAAUUAUCUUAAUUCCUUCCCCCCACAGAAAAACAAAGGAGCCAGCUGUAGUUUACUGCUGUCAACACAAUACCUCCAGUCAGGCAAAGAAAUGUGAUGUGUAGGUGGAAAAUUUACUUCCCAGCUACAUCUGCCCUGAAACAUGUUUGAACUGGCUCAGCUUGGUCCCGAUGUUUGCCCCACUAUUUAUUGUGCUAAGCUGGAUUUGCAGCACCUACUAGUGAAAAAAAAAAAGGGGGGAGAAACCCCCAAAAGACAAGACAAUGCCCUUUGGAAUGAAAGACUCGUAGCUGUAGUGAAACAUAAUGUUGUUUACUCCAAAGCCGUGUCUGGGGUUUUCUCCCUUCCAGUGGUUGGCAAGUUAGAUUAAGUUAGAACUUGUUUGUUUGCUUGAAGACUCUGUUAGUUUUUGAGUUCUGCCUGAGCAAAAGAACUCUGUCUCACUCUGCAAACCUUGCUGUGAUGGCCAAGAAGGAGAGUGCACAGGCUGCAGAUACAAACGAAGGCUAACCUGGUUCUACUGAGCAUUCAUUGUAGCUGGUUUCUAAUAAAGCUGACCAGAACUUA